This is a messenger RNA of Anas platyrhynchos (mallard), 1067 nucleotides long. RefSeq names its product required for excision 1-B domain containing (gene REX1BD). The record is from RefSeq and is a predicted model, not a curated record. Lineage: Eukaryota; Metazoa; Chordata; Aves; Anseriformes; Anatidae.
UGGCGGCGGUGCCGCGCUGCGCCGUGCUCCGCCUCCGGUUCUACCGGGCCUGCGCCCUCCGCCACCGCCGCCGAGCAGGGCCCGGGACCGGGCCAUGACCGACGAGGCGGUGCGGGCGCUGCUGCAGCGCUUCUACGCCCUGCAGGGAGAGCGCGUGGAGGCGUACCGGCUGCUGGAGGAAGGCCACCGGGCUUACCUGAGCAGUGCCCCCCACUACGACUUCCCGCGCUACCGGCAGCUGGUGCACGAGCUGACGCUGGGGUUCAGCCGCAUCUCCCGCGAGGUCCUGCAGCUCCAGGCACGGCUACGGGACCAGCACGGCCGCCCCGAGCUGGCCCAGCACCUCGCCCGCCUCCAGGAACGGGAGCAGGAGAAGCUGCAGCUGACGGCGCAGCUCCAGCUGGCGCGGCAGCGGGUGCAGGACGAGCCCGGCGUGGACGCCCACCAGCAGGAGGUGCGGGAGCUCAAACACAAGCUAAUUAAAACCAUUGAGGCAAUCAGCGAAAUUCUCCAGGACCUCAAGUACGAUUCGGAAGAAGCCGAGUGAUGGGCGGCCCCGUGGGAACGGCUGCAGGGGCCGGGCAGCGCGGCUCUGCCCGCGCCAGGGGGGCCCCGCUCGCCCCCUGCGCCCCCCACCCGGCCGGCCCCGCUCCCUCUGCGCCCCCCACGGCACCCCCGUGAGGGGGGCACCUUCACUCUGGGCUCUUUUUGGGGGGUGCAGAGCCCCUCCUGGGGGUCCUCCCAGAUCCUGAGUGUGGGUGCUGGUGCUGCUCCCACUCUCCGCUGGCUGCAGAGGGGCUGUGAACCCAGGAAAACCACAACCCACGGCCCCAAAAAAGGGAUCCCAUGGCCCCAAAAAGGGGAUCCCACGGCCCCAAGGGAAUCCCACGGACCCCAGGACAACUUGCCCUGAGCCCCACGGUGCUGGGGGUCCCCAUGGGGACGGGUGCUGCCCCCCAGCGCUUCUCCGCACCCCACAGCCACCGUGAGCAGGCUCCGGGCACGGGGACAGCACCCUGCGAGCACCCGUUUUAUGGUCACCCCACAAUAAAAGCAGCUUUUUGGAA